Cucurbita maxima (winter squash) is the source of this 1038-nucleotide messenger RNA. RefSeq lists its product as uncharacterized. The record is from RefSeq and is a predicted model, not a curated record. The coding region runs from base 346 to 810 and encodes 154 amino acids. The transcript is spliced from 2 exons. Lineage: Eukaryota; Viridiplantae; Streptophyta; Magnoliopsida; Cucurbitales; Cucurbitaceae.
AUAUAAUAUUGUUUCAUUACAUAUAAAAUUCAAUUCAAAAUUAGUUAAUAAAUAAUGUUAGCUGGGCCUAUGAUUGGGCCGAUGGGCCUAUUGGUUUACAUUCAAGUUUCAUCAAUCGGGCUUCGAGACCCGACUGGUUGAAGCGCGGGCUGUGCACUUCUCUUCUAAUCUAUUUCACAAUCCCAUUCCAUUUCCACGUCCAACUCUCAAAUUUCAAAAUCCAUUGCGCUCCAAAACCCCAAAAUUUGCAUUCCAUUCGAUUCCAACACACAACUGAAUUUCGUUUCUCCCUCUGAUCUUCCACUCCUACUUCUCUAGAAACUGGACGUGGUUUCAAAACUGAACAUGUCCCCAGACAAUCCCGGUGAAGACGCCGGUGUUUCUGGAUUUGAAUCCCAAGACACGGAGCCCCACUAUGAGGUUGAAGAGCUGGAACUUGAAGUGAAUCAAAUAGCUCAGAGGAUUCAUCACUACAGAUCCACUCUGUCGGCUCAGCUAAAGUCCUCCUUCUUUUCAUUACUCGAGUCCUCGAGGCCUCUCCCCGUUGGAGCCUCGGAGCUGGGAACAUCUGCUGCUCCUCCGGAUCAUGAAGAUGAUGAACAAACCACUACAAGAGGCGAAGGCACAGUUCAUGAAGAGGGAUUAGAAACUGCGAAGAAGAUACAGUUGCUUGAAGAUAAAAUAUCAAGUAAUAUCAUCCUGAUCCCUACAGUUCUUAAGAGAAUGAAAGACUGUAUUUCAACUAUUGACAAUUUGGCUUCUUAUAAUGGGGUCAUUCAUCCUGCAUUCAAAAGGAAAAAAACUAGCUGAAUUUAAAUCGUACCUGGCUGUUACUUUACAAGCGAGUCCCGAGUGUCGUACGGUUAUCGAGUUGGAUGUGUAGUGUAUUGAUCUUUACAUUCUGUUGUCGAAAGGGCUGAUUUCUCAACCAUUUGCUUCCUGGUAUGUAACAUAACCUCCUGUCUAUAACGUUAUUGAAGGCUAGUUUUCCCUCUGUUGCUGUAUAAAGUUCUUGAAAUAUUGAAAUAGGAAGUUCUA